Megachile rotundata (alfalfa leafcutting bee) is the source of this 1521-nucleotide messenger RNA. RefSeq names its product Hus1-like checkpoint clamp component (gene Hus1-like). Gene Ontology annotation, cellular component: checkpoint clamp complex; site of double-strand break; nucleolus. Lineage: Eukaryota; Metazoa; Arthropoda; Insecta; Hymenoptera; Megachilidae. The record is from RefSeq and is a predicted model, not a curated record. Gene Ontology annotation, biological process: mitotic intra-S DNA damage checkpoint signaling; double-strand break repair via homologous recombination; nucleotide-excision repair.
UAUCGAAGACUACGGUGUCAAAGUGCGGACACUUUUCGUCAGCUGUGUGCUAACAGAGUACACGACCUUUCGGCUGUCGACUAUACACGCUUGAUAUGUCGUGUUUGUUUAUACACAAACAUGAUGACAGGACACUUGGAUCUCACAUUGGCAAAAUUAUGGUUACUCGGUGUUUGCAUCACGUAGGGUAAUUCUUCGCAUGAAAAAUAGAGAGGAAUGGGAUUCUUUGUGACAUCUACCGGGAUGAUGAUCAACUACGUAGUGUAUCUCAACUGAUUCUAGUAGAAUCUCUUUUUAUAUUGCAAAUUUUACUCGGACUUUCAUGAGACACACUAGCAACGCUUCUAGAGUACAUGUUAGUAUGUGUGAUCAAGUGUUAUCUCGUUACACAUGUCAGAAAUGGACAACUGCGCAUAUGAAGCGCGAAUCUGAAAUUUUCAAAUUACAAAAUUUAUGACUGCACACAUUUGUCAAAAAUUCCAUAAUUAUUGUCUUAUAUGUAAAAUACAAUAUAACUGAAUAAUUUAUUUCAUCGUGGAUUUAAAUUGAUUGGAAUCAUUUAUAAAACUUCGAUGGAGGUUAAUUCUCCAGUUCCCGCCUAAAUUUUAUUGGAGCAAACACAAUAUUAUAGUUCAUUGUUACUGCUAAUAAAUCUUGCCGUACUAUUCAGAAUGAAAUUUAAAUGCAGAAUGGUAGACGUAAUCGCGAUGAGAGACUUUACGAAUAUCGUUAAUAUCAUUUCUCGAAUAACGAAACAAUGUACGCUGCGGUUGACACCGAACGACUUGUGUUUUAGCGUCAAUGACGAUCGAGUAUCGAUGAUCUGGGCAGAAUUAUCUCAAACCCAUUUUUUUACCGAAUACAUAAUGAAUGGCGUAACCGAAGAACAAAAUGAAAUUUAUUUAGAAUUUGAUCCUUCGAUGCUUGCUAGAUCGUUGGGUUCUUUACGAAUGACAGCAAAAAGCGUAAAAAUUAAAUUAACGAAUAAGCGUCAACCUUGUCUCACUCUCGAAAUCGAACUACCUUCACUGAGCAUUGAAUCUAGACAAUGUUUACACGAUGUCCCUGUAAGAGUUAUACCGCGAAGGGAAUGGGUAGAACAUCACACACCAAAUAUACCAGAAUUUCAUAUAUCAGUUGACAUGCCUCAGCUGAAACACGUAAAACAUAUUGUAGAGAGAAUGAAGAACAUGAGUCCAACAAUGACAUUAAGUGCUGACAAGUCUGGUGGAUUCACAUUGCAAGUUGAAACAGACAGUGCAUCUAUUUCCACGCACUUUCAGAAUAUGCAGGUGUGGAGCUGCAGUCAAGAACAGGAUGAUGACAAAGUAUCGGUCGUCAUUGAUAUUAGAAAGUUCUUUAUGUUUUUGGGAUGGGACAUUGUACAUCCUGAUGGUGUUAAGUGUAACAUGCUUCAAGAUAGGAUGAUAAACUUGUUUCUUCAUGUAGCGGAUUAUCUUAAAAUACAUUAUUUUAUUCCUGCGGUAGCUACUUGAAUCAUCGCGUUAAUUAUAAGCGUUU